Molecule: messenger RNA, 5214 nt
Organism: Mastomys coucha (southern multimammate mouse)
Lineage: Eukaryota; Metazoa; Chordata; Mammalia; Rodentia; Muridae
Gene: Pgpep1
Product: pyroglutamyl-peptidase I
Exons: 5
Coding region: 79-708 (209 amino acids)
Biological process (GO): proteolysis
Cellular component (GO): cytosol
Molecular function (GO): pyroglutamyl-peptidase activity
Source: RefSeq, a predicted model, not a curated record
CCGGGCGGCCGGGCGGGGCUCGGGGGUCGGUGUCCGCUCCAGUCUCCACCGCCAGGAUCCUAGAGAGCGCAUCCCGCCAUGGAGCAGCCGCGGAAGGCGGUGGUGGUGACCGGGUUUGGCCCUUUUGGGGAGCAUACUGUGAACGCCAGCUGGAUCGCUGUCCAGGAGCUGGAGAAGCUGGGCCUUGGGGACAGUGUGGACCUGCAUGUGUACGAGAUUCCUGUGGAGUACCAGACUGUGCAGAGGCUCAUCCCAGCGCUGUGGGAGAAGCACAGCCCCCAGCUCGUGGUGCAUGUCGGGGUGUCGGGCAUGGCCACCACAGUGACGCUGGAAAAAUGUGGCCACAACAAGGGUUACAAAGGACUGGAUAAUUGCCGGUUCUGCCCCGGCUCACAGUGCUGUGUGGAAGAUGGUCCCGAGAGCAUCGACUCCAUCAUUGACAUGGACGCCGUGUGCAAAAGGGUGACCACACUGGGGCUGGACGUGUCUGUUACCAUCUCCCAGGAUGCUGGCAGGUAUCUGUGUGACUUCACGUAUUAUACGUCGCUCUACCAGGGCCGUGGCCGCUCGGCUUUUGUCCAUGUGCCCCCACUGGGCAAGCCCUACAACGCAGACCAGCUAGGCCGGGCACUCCGGGCCAUCAUAGAGGAGAUGUUGGGUGUCCUGGAACAGGCAGAGGGAGACAUCAGCUGCUGCCACCAGCUCUGACAGCCAUGUACACCUGGGUGCCGUGAGAGGGGACACAGCUGGGCCCAUGGAGCCUCCUGCCUCGUCUGCCCCUCCUCCUAGUGGACCACAAGGGGGGGUGAUGGAGAGAGCUCCGUCUGGAUAUCAUCUGGGGACACUUCCGCUGUGCGCAGAGGCCAGGGCUAGGGCAAGAUGGCCAGAGGUGUGGCCUGCACACCUGCCAUGGCGCUACCUUGACCCUGGCACAGUCUUGUGUUUUCAGGUGUAUGGACAAAGAGUUGAAACUUCCUUUGUGGCUGGGGCCUCACAAAGGAUCAUAAAGUAGAUUAGCUCUAAUCCAUGUCCCUAAACCCUGGACGGUCCCUGCCAAAGCCACUUGGGACUUGGUUGCCUUUUCUGUCUUCUCUCUGUUUCUGUCUGUCUCUGCCUUUCUGUCUCCAUCUAUCUCUGUGUCUGUCUCUCUGUCUUUGUGCCUGUCUCUGUGUCUCUGUCCCCUCUGUCUUUUUUGUGCCCACCUCCCCUUCAGUGAUAGAUUAGGGAACAGAGUAACUUAUAUUCCCAUUGUUAAGACUUCAGGCCUAACCAACAAGUGUCUUUUCUUUCUCCUAGGGAGGGAGGCCUCUUUUGCCUCCUGCCCUGCAAAUACCAUCAUGCUUCGUGUCUCUGCUCGGAAGAGCAGGCUGCUAUGGCCACCCAGGGCCUGGCCGCAGUGGCCUCUGGUGCCUGUGGGGAGCUGUCUCUGCCAUGACCUUUCUUGUUCUCUUUUUGAUUUUUUAGACUCUAAAAAUUUAGAGACUCUAAACUUUAGAGGGUAUUUGUUGUUGAUUUUUGAGACAGGGUCUCAGGUAACCCAGGCUGGCCAUUUAAACUUAUUCUGUAAAUCCAGGCUGGCCUCAUGUGGUCAUCUGGCCUCAGCUUCCUAAGCACUGGGACGACAGGUGCUUGCCACCACACAUGGCCAACCUGGGACCCAGAACCUACAGUGUGAACCAUCACCCGGGAUCUGUGGAUUUUCUCCAUCUUGAGAUAGCCAGCCUCUAAUAUCCUGUUAGGGACCUGGGAUGAGAGGUUGCGGUGCCCAGGCAUGUCCCUGCAUGUCUGUCAUAUCAGCCACAGGGAUAUCCGGUGAACUGCAUUUGGCAGUGUGCCUGGGACUCUAGCCAGCCUUUGUCUCUGGCUGACUUUGAACUUCCAAGCCAGGAGGAGGGGCUCUCAGGAAGGGAGGGAUGAGGCAUGUGACCUGGACUCCUUCCAAGACCAACUACAGUUCCUGUCAGUGAAGCCAAGAACAUUUUGGAUGCCACCUUCUCUUUUCUGGAUGGAUGGAGGCCCCCGUGUCCCCAUGGGAUUGAUGGAUCUGAAUUCAGCAGUGACUUCUUCUCCCUGGAUCUUUUUGUUGUUCCUGAGACUGGGUCUCUGAUAGCCCAGGCUAGCUUCCAAUUCACUGUAGCAGAAGCUGACCUUGAACUCCUGACCCUCCUACCUCGGCCUACCCAGUGCAGGGCUUAUGAUAGCAUGUGUGCUGGGCCUGGCUACUUUUAAGCUCCAGUGGUCCUUGUUCUGGUAUGGUUUCUUCACACCAUCUUCUUGUUGAUCCUGUGUCUGAAGCUUAUCUGUCGCCACAUGGAGAUCUGAGCAGUUGGCUCUCCUUCCGAAUGCACCCUGGAGUGCCCUGGGGUGGCUUGCUGUCCCUGCAAAAGCAUCUAUUGGUGUGGGCUGGCAGUUUAAAUAACCAGGGCUCUGCCACUCCUGUCCAGUGCUAACACCUCCAGAGAGAGGGGCCUUGCAGCUUCCUAGGUAGCUGUGUGCGGAGGGGGGAGGGGAAGACAUGGCUCUUCUGCCUGUGGGGGCUCAGGAGUAAGGGGUCCCCCAGGGCCCUGGGCUUUUGAGACAUCAUGUAGACAAGGCAGGCCUUGAACUCCUGGCCCUCUGGCCGCAGCCUCCCCCUGAGAUGACCGAAAUGGAUCUGACUUUGGUUCCCAUGUGUCUUUGUUUGUUUUUUUGUCUUUUGAGGCAGAGUUCUACCUGAACUCUAGCUCAUGCUAGUCCUCCCAACUUGUGGCAGUCUUCCUGCUUCAGAUGUAUCCAGCGCCUGGCAAGUCUUCCUCAGGAGGACUCUGGGCUGUACUCCACUCUCAGUUUCCUCAAAGUUCCCAGGAGUACCGGGCCAGCUUUCCUUGGUCCAGCUCUGCUGGGAGCACCAUUCUGGGAGCACUGUGCUCUGAUGCCCAGGGACAGAGACAUCUCCUCUGGUCCCCAGGAGGGUGUACAUGUCAUUUUCUAGUUCCCAGUGAUGAGCUGACAGGGAUCCCAGGACAUGGGACUGGUAUUUAUUUAUUUAGGCAUCUCUUAAACACACACCACUUGCCCUGAUCCAAAACCUUUUAUUUUUCUCCUUGUUUCUUGGCAGGUGGGACUCAGGUUCUGUAGUUGCCAGGUGUGGCCCAGACUGGUCACAUUGACCGUUGAGGUCCAGGUCACCCCAACACUGACCUUCAUUUCCUAUUCUUACCUUGGGGGUGGGGUGGGCAGGGCUUCAAAGGGUAGACCCACAUGUGGGUAGGGCCUGACCUGGGCCUGGCUGGUUCUUACCAGCAAUGGUAAAUUAGAAAGCUAGCCCAGCGGAGGAAGAGAAGUAAUAUUGGUAUAAAUCUGAAGCCAGGGGCAUGUGCAGGGACAGCGAUGGUGGUGUCUGGGUGCCAGUCCAAGAAGUGUCUGAUUUAUGCUAUCAACUUAAGUGUAGGAAUGUAGCUUUUGGAUCAACAUGCUAUUCCCUGGGCCACUCCAGUGUUUCUCAAGGCCACUCGGAGGGCCAGACUGCAAGAAGCUGAGGCUGGAUCACCAUAGUGGGCACCAAUCUUUUAAAUUUUUUUUUUUUUUGGAGGUGGUGGGGGUGGCACAGGGUCUUGUGUAGCCUGGACUGGGUUCACACUCACUGUGUGGCUGAGGGUGACCUUGAAUUCUCCGCCUCCAGGUCCCAGGGUUAAGCCUCCGAUCCUUGGGGGCAGAUCUUUAAAGUUAAGUUGAUAGCUUCAGCUAAAAUGGGGAAUUUCAUGCACUUCUCAAGCUGGCAUGUAAACCUCCAGAAAAGGGUGGACCCCGAGGCUGGGGGAAGGCUGGAAAAGCGGAGUCUAGGUGCUUUUGUGCGAGGAGUCUUGGUUGGAAGGCAGACCAGCUGCUGUGUGCACAGGCUGCUCCACAGGCUGCUCGGGCCUUCGCCCCCAGGGUGACCUUGCUGUGUGCUAGGAGAGCGCCUCCAGCCUGCCCCUCUCCCUCCCACUGUCUAGACAGCUUACCCUUGACCUCUCUACCCCUUGGAGUGUCUGAGCCCAGAAGUCCCCUCUGGGAACAUAAGAGACAAAGCCUUAUUCUGAGGCUCAGCUCUGAGAGUUGGAGCUGUGGGGGUCCCUGUGCGUGCUGAUGGCUGUCUCAAAUGCAGACCCAGGCAGGUUGUCCCCCUCCCCCUCCCAGCCCACCAUUUCUCCAUAUCCACAGGCUGGAGGGAGCAAACAAAGAGAGGGGCUUUGGUAUUCUGUGUCAGGUGAAGUGUCCACCCCCCACCGCACCCGCAUAAGUACAGUGUCUGGACUAGAAAACAGGGCAAAUGGCUCUUUUUUUUUUUUUUUCCUUUGUAUGCAGCAGUAGGGAAAUGAACCCAACUCAGUGUUUGGGUUUGAAAAGCUAAAUUCUGAGCUACCACAGCCACUAAACAUGCCUGUCAGUGAGGCCUGUCCCUGGUGUAGACACUGGUCACAAGCUGUAAGGAUUGUGUCAUCCAGGCACUGGAAGUGGAGGUAGAACAGGAGUUCAAGGCCAGCCUCCCCUACACUCCAAGUGGAAGAGAGGAACAGAGAGGCGGGCAAGGUGGCUCAGUGGGGAGUCAGUUGCCACCAAACCUAAAAGCUGGGCUUUAUUCCCCAAGAGCCACAGGUGGAGGAAGCCAAUCAGAGCUGCCUUCCUCCACAUGGCUGUGGUGCUCAGUCUCCCUGUCACAUGGGCACACAUCUGGGCCUUGUUCAGGGGACUCGAAGAGAGCUCAGUUUGGGGGUAGGUUUUUUUUUUAAGUGUUUUUACUCUGUAGGCCUUGAGGCUCCUAAGGCCUCCUGUCUCUGCCCUCACGUGGAGGACAGCACAGCUGUGCUGCAAUGCUCUGCUUUUCUUUUAUAAAAAGAGGUUUCACUAAUGCUGGGUGGCACCAGGCUCUUUUUCCCUCAAAGUCUGGAGUGGCCUUGCCCAGGGCAGCCGCAGCCACACCUUAGGAAUCGCUUCCUGGGUGCCCCCAGGGGGCCUGGCUGGUUUAUGGGACCCCUCAGUACCUCAGGUAUUUUAUCCUCUCAACAGGGGCUCUUGUGCUCUCUGAGACCCUUCUGGCCCAGUGUGCCUUCUCUUCGACCCCAGAGCUCCCACCAAGCACCCUGACUGGGUCUCUAGGACCUCCAGGAAUAGAAGGGAGAAGGGCCUGCCAGGCUGCACUCUGGGAAACUCCAUGCUCUUUACCCAGAAACCAAUAAAGUUGUUGAAACCUGU